This is a messenger RNA of Daphnia magna, 2253 nucleotides long. RefSeq names its product rac GTPase-activating protein 1. Gene Ontology annotation, biological process: signal transduction. NCBI's taxonomy places the organism in Eukaryota, Metazoa, Arthropoda, Branchiopoda, Diplostraca, Daphniidae. The transcript is spliced from 11 exons. The coding region runs from base 172 to 2046 and encodes 624 amino acids. The record is from RefSeq and is a predicted model, not a curated record.
CCCCAACGGAACAUUUUCAAAAAUCCAAGCGUUGCAGAUUGAAGUUGGUUGUCGCUGCUCACAAGUCAUGCUAACUGUGAGCUACAAGUGAAACGUUUUUACAGCUGAAAAUUCCUUAUUUCGAAGGGGCCUUUAAUCUGUCUGAGUGAGUUUUAUUUUAGGUUUCGAGCAAUGUCUGCCAAGCAGGUGUCGGUCUUGGCUCAAUAUGAUGACCUCUGCAGAGGUUUUAAUUACUUCAUCAAUAGUUCCGAGAAAGAAUUCCUGAAGUUCGCUGUAAAUCAAGAAGCUUGUCGUCAAAAAUGGCUUGAGGCUGAAGCAGAGCUUAGGCGCCUACAGAAUCAAUUAAAUGAAGUCAAUAAAAUGAAUGGCAAGCUUGAACUGCAAUAUCAUCAUGCCACUGUUUUACUAAAAAAUGAGAUUAAAGUGAGGAAACAAGUGUCUGAUGAAAAGAAAUCUUUGGAAAAACAACUGCACAUUGUUCGCGAAAUUGUUUCCGCUGAAAAAGACAUCAGAGAUGAAACCCGCGAAAAACUCGCCAUGCUCAGCAACACUGGACGUUACUCGCGUGGAAAUUUUGAAUCUCCCGGCGACAGAUUAAACACAAUUAACGAAAUGAACAGUACCGGCUCGCUGUUGGCUUCGUUCGACCUCACAACUGAACGCACGGAGGAAGAGCUUGAAUUGUCAGUUAUGCGUUCUAGUCGAGCACCCCGAUCGAAACGUCCAUCAGAAGGAAUGUGUUACAAUCUCGACAACUCUAAACGCUACAAAACUAACCGUGAAAAUAUCAUGGAAGUAUCAGGCAAUGAACGCAUGGUUGCCACAACGACAGUAACUGUUAAUAAAGGAGGUCCAAUCACGGCCACAUCCAUUAUCGAAAAUUGUCCCGACUUGGGCAAGGAAAACGAUGACGGCCAUGUCACCCCUAGAAACCAAAGAAAGAGGAGCUCUAGCGAACCUGGAAUCAUACCAAAUGCUCCUCCUCAAUGCAAGUAUCUGAUUGAAUCAUCCUGGGAACUUCCAGACGGCAAAACACCCGUGGCCAUCCGACGCCCGAGUGCAAAUCCAUCAGCUUCAGCGCAGUCUACCCACACGCUUGGUGGAACUGCUUACUUGCGCACUAUGGCUUCAGGUGGGCGAAUCAAUCAACGCCAACACACUUUCAGCCAGAAAACAAUCAUUAAACCAGAAAACUGUCUUCCUUGUGGAAACAGGAUUAAAUUUGGGAAGCCUGCCUUGAAAUGUAUCGAGUGCCGAGGUACUUGUCACGUGGAUUGCAAGUCCCGCAUGCCCAUGCCAUGCGUUCCAACGGUUCAAACACCUUCCAAUAAGGGAUUCGUCGGAACAGUGGCUGAUUACGCUCCCAACAUCUCACCCAUGAUCCCCGGCAUUGUCAUUCACUGCGUCAACGAAAUUGAACGGCGCGGCCUGAACGAGGUUGGCAUCUAUCGCGUUAAUGGCUCUGAAAAGGAAAUUAAAGACAUGAAGGAACGUUUGUUGCGUGGUAAAGGUCAGCCCACGUUGUCUCAGAUUGAUAUUCAUGUUGUCACUGGGACUCUCAAGCUAUUCUUCCGCUCGCUAAAAGAGCCUCUCAUCACGUACACGCUUUGGGACAGUUUUGUCCGAAUCGCCGAUCUUAACGAUGAGAUGGAUAUUCAAACUACUGUCUAUUCGCUUGUUCCAGAUCUUCCUCAGCCCAACCGAGACACGCUGGCAUAUCUUAUUCUUCACCUUCAACGUGUCGCGGAAGCUGAAAUUUGCAAGAUGCCAAUUACCAAUUUGGCCAAGAUAUUCGGUCCCACCAUCAUCGGAUAUUCUUGUCCGGAUCCACUCCCGGAAAUGGCGCUCAAGCAGCUCAAGAAACAGCACUUGACCAUGGAGAGGCUUUUGCUCAUCCCUAGCGAUUACUGGACGCGCUACGUGGACGCUGAUACGGAGACUUUUACAUCUACUCCUGUGAGUUCACGCCAUCCAGGAGUGGCUACGAUUGCCAAAAGUGUGAAAAGGGGUCCUACUUUCUUCUCAUCUCCCAACAUGAUAAACUAAUGUCAUGUGUCUAUUUUUGCGUUUCGAAAUUUCAAUUCGUUAAUCCAUCAACUUCUUACAUGUUAAUAAUCUGCCUUUCUUAUUCAUUUGAACUACACUACUUGUUUCUUUUUUCUUAUUCGCCCCAAAAUGUUUAAGUGAAAUAAAAAAAAUUGCCCCAUUGGAUAGAAAAAACCAAACUGCAACGGUGGCAAGAAAUUUAAAGUA